GAGGCUGGCCGCUGUCUCCAAUUUUUGACCAGCAAUUGUCAUUAAAGACUGAACAUCAUACAUUCGGCCGACGAAGACACGAUUGACGACACGAGUAGCCCACGACAUAUUGAAAGUUUACGCGACAAUCCAAAACCUGCAUUUACAAACACCAACAUCGGCUCCCGAAUUCCUACGCGGCAAUGGCUACGCGUACUGCUCCCCCCGCGGGCCUCCCGCAAAAGGUGGUCUCGAACCCGCCAAACCAGACCCUCUACGUCGCCAACCUACCCUCAGCCAAGAUUCAGAAAGACGACCUCCGUACAGCACUAUACAUGCUCUUCUCCACCUACGGCCCCGUUCUCGAUGUCGUCGCUCUCAAGACCAUGAAGAUGCGCGGGCAAGCACACAUUGUCUACCGGGACAUUCAGACAGCAACACAGGCGAUGAGGUCACUUGACGGCAUGGAGUUUUUGGGCCGGAAAAUGAAAAUUACCUACGCCAAGGGUCGCUCCAACAUCAUCGCCAAACUCGACGGCACUCUCGUGCCACCCAAGGCCGCCGCCGCCGUAGCCCUUACCACGGUCCAACAGAGCAUCUUCAGUGCCCCCGUACCGGGCGCGCCUAGUACCGAGAGCCCAGCACCACAAGGUUCGCCAGCCAAGCCUCCCGGGACAGAGACAGCUACACCGGCAGAGGAGAACCGGGGAACGAAGCGGCCACGCGAGGAGGAGGAAGAGGAGGAGAGUGAUUCGGAUGUUGCUAUGGAGGAAGAUAGCGACGAGGACUGAUGCAUGUCCUCUGUGGCAUUUGCUUCUGAACAAGAUACCAGCUUGCUGUGGGAGGAUAUGAUGAAGGCAAAGAGGGCGCAAUGAGACGGACCGAGACAAGGGCAACCGAUCUCGCCCAAA
Messenger RNA from Neurospora tetraspora, 890 nucleotides. RefSeq lists its product as uncharacterized. Bases 183 to 770 code for a protein of 195 amino acids. Gene Ontology annotation, molecular function: RNA binding. The transcript is spliced from 2 exons. Gene Ontology annotation, cellular component: nuclear speck; cytoplasm. Lineage: Eukaryota; Fungi; Ascomycota; Sordariomycetes; Sordariales; Sordariaceae. The record is from RefSeq and is a predicted model, not a curated record. Gene Ontology annotation, biological process: mRNA splicing, via spliceosome.